AUGUCUGAUAUGGAGCUAGAAAGCCUGGAGGGCGACUCCAAGGAGAAUAUUGAUGAGUUGGAUAUUGACGCAGAGCUAGAAAAUGAGCUAAUGAACUCGGAAUACGCUGCUUCUACGAAAAACGACGAUUCAAGGAGAAAAAGCGAGAGUUCCCAAACUAGCGGAAAGUGGAAAAAAGUUGGUUAUCAACAGUCGCCUGAAAGAGUUGAUUCUUCAAGUCAAGAUCAUAUGCUGGGAAAGGAGGGAGAAAACAGCUUCGAGCAAGAACUCCAAGACUUCUCUGGCGACGAAGAAACGCAUGAAUCGAUUCUUGAAGAGACCAGAAGCAGGAGCAGAAGCCGAUCGAGAUCCAAAUCGCCAGAAAGCUCAAAGGAGGAGAAAAAUGAAAAGGACAAGUCCGGAGAUGAAGAGUCUAGCGAAGAAAUGGACGGACUGGAAGCCCUGAGAAAUGCUGCUUUAGGCUCGCUGGGAAAAUUCAAGAGAACAAACUCCGAAAACGGCGAAAAUGGAAAUAAUAGCAGCUCCGAUGAAGAAGAUCUUGAAGCGAUGCGCAAGCAGUUACUAUCACAAAAAUCAUCCAAAAGAAGACCUCCAUUAGACCUUCGCUCAAAGUUGAAGAAACAGUCGCCCAAGCUGAUUAUCAACCCGAACACGAGCAGCGAAGAAGACGGAAACAGCGACUUGGAAUUGGACGUCUCCACUGUGCACAGGAAUCAAAAGAAAGUUUCCAAGAAGCGGCGAAAUUCAAGCCGUGCUGUUUUUCAAACUGCCAAAGAUAUUGUCUCCGAAGAAGAUUCCUCCAGCGAAGAUGAGAAAUUUACAGUAAAGAAUUCUUCAGAUGACGACGAUGCAGUCUGGAAGAAGUCCAAAAUGCGCAGCGACGGCUACGAAGAUGAACGAAGAGAUCGUGACCGAGAUCGAGAUCGUCUUCGCUCACGAAAUCGGCGAAAUCGACGAAGAUCUUCGAGGAGCAGAAGUCGAGAUAACCGAAGACGUAGAAGAUCGUAUUCACGGGAUCAUUCCCCUUCUAGAAGAAGACGAGAUAGUGGAAGGGACUCGAGAAGAAGGGGAAGGGAUGAGCUCGAUGCGAAAAUGGAACGCAUCAGACAGGAGAACAAGCGCUUAGAAGAAAAGGCGCGUCAAGUAGAGUAUGAGAAGAAGAAGUACGGAAGUUCGACGUCUUCUCGAAGCCGCCGCUAA
Oikopleura dioica is the source of this 1200-nucleotide messenger RNA. The record is from the annotation of a GenBank genome assembly. Lineage: Eukaryota; Metazoa; Chordata; Appendicularia; Copelata; Oikopleuridae.